Ceutorhynchus assimilis (cabbage seed weevil) is the source of this 1615-nucleotide messenger RNA. The record is from the annotation of a GenBank genome assembly. NCBI's taxonomy places the organism in Eukaryota, Metazoa, Arthropoda, Insecta, Coleoptera, Curculionidae.
CGAUUGGUGAAUUGCAUCUGACGUCACGUCGGUUAGAGUGGGGUUGGCACCAGGAGGUGAUCUAGACGGAGUGCUCCUAUUCAGGGCCACACAGUGGGUUCGUUCCUUGUUCAGUGUGUUUCUAGCUAAUUUUUUUUCAAAGGGAAAAAAAGAUCCUCAAAGUAAAGACACCAUGGUUGACGCUGCAGUCCUUGAAAAACUCGAAGCUGGCUUCAAGAAACUUGAAGCCUCCGACUCGAAGUCUCUCUUGAAAAAAUACCUUACCAGGGAAAUCUUCGAUGCUCUUAAGACAAAGAAGACUUCUUUCGGUUCCAGUCUCUUGGACGUCAUCCAAUCAGGUAUUGAAAAUCCCGACUCUGGAGUUGGAAUCUACGCUCCUGAUGCUGAAUCCUACAGUGUAUUCGCCGAUUUGUUCGAUCCCAUCAUCGAAGACUACCACAAGGGUUUCGCCAGGACCGACAAGCAUCCACCCAAGAACUGGGGAGACGUCAGCGUGUUUGGCAACUUGGACCCUGCUGGUGAAUACGUCGUAUCUACCCGUGUGAGAUGCGGUAGGUCCAUGGAAGGUUACCCCUUCAACCCCUGCUUAACCGAAGAGCAAUACAAAGAAAUGGAACAGAAAGUGUCCACCACUCUGUCUGGUCUUGAAGGAGAACUCAAGGGUACUUUCUACCCCUUGACUGGAAUGAGCAAAGAUGUCCAACAAAAAUUGAUCGACGAUCACUUUUUGUUCAAAGAAGGUGACAGAUUCUUACAGGCGGCCAACGCUUGCCGUUUCUGGCCAUCUGGACGUGGUAUCUACCACAACGACAACAAAACCUUCUUGGUGUGGUGCAACGAAGAAGACCAUCUUCGUCUUAUCUCCAUGCAAAUGGGUGGUGACUUGGGAGAAGUCUACCGUCGUCUCGUAACCGCCGUCAACGACAUCGAAAAACGUAUUCCAUUCUCUCACCACGACCGUCUUGGUUUCCUUACUUUCUGCCCAACCAACUUGGGUACCACUGUACGUGCUUCAGUACACAUCAAAGUACCAAAAUUGGCUGCCAACAAGGCUAAGCUUGAAGAAGUUGCCGCUAAAUACAACUUGCAAGUGCGCGGAACCAGAGGCGAACACACUGAAGCUGAAGGAGGCAUCUACGACAUUUCCAACAAGAGACGUAUGGGCCUUACUGAAUUCGAUGCCGUCAAGGAAAUGUACGACGGUAUUGCUGAACUGAUCAAAAUUGAAAGGGAAUUAUAAAUAUAUCAAUAAUACAUUCGUGGUUAUUUUAUUAAGUAAGCAAUGUUGAGAAUUUUUGUUUAAGUUAGCGGAGAAUGCUUACUGCAUUCGAAACUCGAAAAAUUACUAUAGAGUAUUUCAAGCUUCUAGUUGGCAUUAUUUUUUUGAAAGCCGUUGAUAAUGUCACAUUAGAAAGGAUCUUCAGUUAUUAAUUAUUUAUAUUUAUUUAUUGUAAGUAUUAAUUUAAUUUGCAACAAAAAAGUCGUUGAAAUAAAAGACAUAUUACCAGUGUUAUUCAUAUUUUUAUUUGGCCUGACUGAACUCGGGACUUUUUGGAAUUUUCAUGAAUAGGUACUUAAUCCAUAUGAUAUCGACUCUCUAAAGGAAGCCAAAGAA